Moneuplotes crassus is the source of this 1999-nucleotide messenger RNA. NCBI's taxonomy places the organism in Eukaryota, Ciliophora, Spirotrichea, Euplotida, Euplotidae. The record is from the annotation of a GenBank genome assembly.
AUGGAAACUAAACCUCCUCUAAGAUUACAGACCUCUCCAGCCAAGCUAGAAGGGCAUAAACAAGAGAAGGUUGAUCUAAUCUCAGACGUUGUUAAAUUUGUCGCAGAGUUAAAUGAAAGUAGAUAUGAAGGAGAUACAAUCUUGAUCACAUUACAAAGAUUGCUCUCUUCUUCAUUUGUUGAAAAAUCAGAGUAUGCAAAAGAAAUGGAUAGAGUGUUAAAAAGACAAGAUUUAGAUCUGCUUCAUCGGAAUUUUGAUAGACUCAAUACAACAGUUGAUAAAAUUGACAUUAAAGUCAACAAACUUGAAAGUUUCAUAGAUGAUAUACAGAAAGAUGUGAGAAAUCUUCAGUUUGAAGUUAAUAGAAAAUCAGAUAAAACUGAGUUUAAAAUUCUUAAAGAGACAAUGAAAAGUUUACCAAGAGAGGAUGAAAUAAAAAUGAUAAGAUCCAAGUUAUUAAAAACUGCAUCUCUAGAUGAUCUGUAUGACGUCAAAAGCAGAAUGUCUAUCGUAAAUGAGAAGAUGGAAGAGUUUAUGACAAAGAAAUUCUUUAGCAAAGGCAUGCAUAAUGUAAAGAAGGACUUGGAUGUCAAAAUUUCUCAAUUUAUUUCUAAAAGAGAUGCUAUUAAAAUAGUUGAUAAAUAAAUCACAUAAGUUACUGGAUAAAUUGCAAGAUAUUGACAUUGAAAUAAGAAAAAUACCUCAAGCUUUCCAAUCAAUUGAUGGAAUGAAGAGUCAUCUUAAGAACACCGUCCUGAAAAGAGAUUUUGCCGAUGAAAAAUAAAAAGGUUGAUGAAUUCAUUUCAGAAAUGAGAUCUAAAUGCUUAUUAAAGCCACAUCUAGAGUCACACAAAUCAGAAAUACAAUCUUUUGUCCAAACUUGAUAUGAAAAGCUUCAGGAAUACACUAAAGAUAAUAAGCAAGCUAAAAUGAUAUUGAGGAACUUUGAUGAAGUUCUGAUCGAAAAGGCUUCUAAAUUCAGUAUAGAAGAACUUCAGCUCAAAAUCAAAGAGUUAGCUAAUACAGAGCAGGUUAAUGAACUUAAGCAAUACUUCAACUUUAAACUUCAAGACACCAAUAUAGUCAUAGAUAAACUUAGAGAACACGUGAAUGAAAAUAAAAACGAUGUAUUAGGUAUCAUCAGUAGAGAAACUGAAUCUAUUCAAAAGCAUUUAAAAGAAAAGAUUAAAGAAUACCUUCUCUCAAAAACAAUAUCUCCAGAAGAGGUUCAAAUGAUGCUAUCUAAUAAGGUGGAUAAGAACGAAAUUGUUGAAGUUAAGGAAAAUAAAGCUGAUAAAUCUCAAAUUCAAAAUGGGGAAGAAAAGCAUAAAUUAUUUGCUAAACAAAUGCAACAUCUUUCAGUACUAAUCAUUGAAUUAGCAAAGAUAGCGAGCUUAGAUCUUGAUCCAAAUAGUCCGUUAUUGAGUAAUGCCAAAUACUUGCUCCAACAAUCUCACAAAGUGUUUGACUGGAUAAAAUGAUUCUCUAAGAAAUCUGCUCCAGAACCCAACUUAUUGGACAUAAAGAGAAAUACUGAAGAUGGUUCAUUAAUAAAGGUCAGAUCGAUAAUAACAAAGAAAAUGCUUAAGAGUACUCAGAAUAGUCCUAGGAAGGACGAAUUAUUCCAUUCUUUCAGGUCUAACUCUUCAAGAAGAUGUUUACAUAAAGAAGGAGAAGUUCAAUUAUUCAAAGAUAUGGCUGAUCAUCCGAUUGUAAAAGCAAAGAAGAAAAUGGUAUACAGAAGUAAAAGGAAAGAAUCAAAAGAUUUCUUAAAUUUAAGUAAAUUUAAGGUUAGCAUGACUCAAAAUCUUUUUUCUCAAAGAAGUGAGAGUGUAAAUUUAAGGAAAAGACCUUAUGUAAACAUUAAAAGCGAAAGCAAGAGAUUCAGAUCCAAAAAGCUUGAUAACACUGAUGAGGAGGAUUUUUUAAAUAGCUUCUCUAAUUUAAAAAGGAGCUUAAAGAAUGAGCUAGGUAUAUAAUUAUCUAUAAUAUCUCCUAU